AUAGUUUUCGAAAAUUAAUGUUUGCAUCAAAGUUUUGAAUGCGCUGAUUUUUAGAUUUUAAAGUGAAUAAAAUGUGGUUUUGUCAAGAUUGUGUGAGAUUAGAAGGAGUUUUUUUCAAAAAAAAAAACUCUCAAAUUCACUUGUUUAAUUUAUUUAUCAAUUAAUUUAUCAAUGCACCAUAUUCGCGUUGUUUUAAAGAACGCAGCGUUAUAUAUAUAUAUAACAAAUCGAUACUCGUUCAUCAGUCACCAAGUUGUCCAUUGCUCCAUUGUCCAGUUGUCCUUAUUACAACCAAAAUGGCUGGUUUCCCUAUUCUCCGACUACCUUCCAAACCGCUACGCUUAUUAUUUCAAACAAUGGAUGUGUAUUAUUUAGUUUCCAUAUCUUUCAAUUCAAAAUUUGCUAAAUCUAUAGUUGAAUCGUUGAAUUUGAGAGCUAAUAACAUUAUUUUAACAAUGUCGACAAUAAUUUCCAUAGACGUCCAACUCAAUACACUUGAAAGCUUGUCCUUUAAAGUGUCGGAAAUCGGUUUAAGAAAAUUUCUAGACCAUAUCCUUGACAUUUUCCAUCAACAAAAAGUUUCUCAACUGACGAUUAGUAGUUACGAUUACCAAUCCAUCAUUGAAGAAUUCGAUAGCUUAAAUAUCGAAACAUUACACUUUACAUCUCCUUACAUGGACACUUUUCACGGAAACCUAUUGAAGAGAUGUUCAUGGAAUUUUGAUGAAUUGCUCCUAAGCUGUUUCUCCCCGAGAGUUCAAGAUUUUCAAGCAGUCACCUGUUGUAACUUUAAAAACAUUAUGAUAAAGCAAGACGAAUCAAUUAAAUUGGAAGACUUACUAGUUUCAAAUAUUUCCGAAAUACUUAUGCAUACACUAUUACCCCUAACAGAUAUUUGCCUAUUUUUGAAACACUGGAUCAAUGGAUCAAAUCAAUGGCUGGAGAUUUUGAUUAUGUAUGCCCAAAACGGUUCAAAUUUGGACGAGUUCACUACAAUUGCCUUGAAUGGAAUUGAUUAUCAAAAACCACCAACUGAUGGAAAAUUGGACGAUUUUGAAGUAUUUAAUAUCCGACGAAAGGAUGGGACUGCAGCGACUAUUACAUUAUUCAAUUCUCCUAGGUAUCCUAAAUAUGUUAAACUAAAUGUUUGUAGUUAGAUUCUUUUAUUUUCAACUUGUCUCAUUGGUAUUUAAAAAAUAGGUCCCAGAUUGGAAAUGUUAUUCACACAUUCAUUGUUAUGGUUCACUUCGUUUUGCUUGUAUUUGUGAUAAAAAGUUGAAUACUAAAA
This is a messenger RNA of Caenorhabditis elegans, 1288 nucleotides long. It is a transcript of the gene fbxb-85, whose product is annotated as F-box domain-containing protein. The transcript has 2 exons. The coding region runs from base 297 to 1157 and encodes 286 amino acids. The record is from RefSeq and is marked reviewed. NCBI's taxonomy places the organism in Eukaryota, Metazoa, Nematoda, Chromadorea, Rhabditida, Rhabditidae.